GGUGCUGUAGAAUUUGUAAUAGUAACGACUCCCUAUCACUAGCUACAGACCUGUACUGUGCAAACAUACAUUUUCUUCAAAUAAAAAUAAAUAGUAAUAAAUUUAAUAAAUUUUCGCGCCAUCGAAACAGACGUAAUCAAAUACAUUAUCUGUAAAAUUUACUGUCAUACGAUUUUGUUUUGUUUCGCUUUUAAAGGCAAGCGAAGGUCUUAAAUCAUACAACCUUAAAUUUUUUUAUAGCCAAAAAGAAACAAUAAAUAAAAUCAACUCACGUCCGACAAAAACUAUUAAGUACGUUUUAUUGUCACUUUGCAAAUCAGUGUCAGUGAGCUGAGAAAAUAUUAUUAUUAUUUGAAACUGGAGUGUUUGUAUUCCGGGAGCUUAGUCACGAUAUCACCCAUCUCGAAAAAUUUCUUGUGCGAAGUGGACAUCUACGACGUCAAGAUUGCUCCUUUAACGGAAGACGUGUCAGAGUACGGAGGCGGAGCGCGCGUGGUGUGGGCAAUGUCGGCAGGCGACAGAGAAUCUGAGGCGCAAGCCAAGAAAGGCGAAGAAGGCGCAAACAAUGAGAGGGAUAGCCGGGCCGCAGCGGCCCUCAAACGAAACUGGUGUUUGGGGUUGAGAAUUAUUGAAAUGAUAAUCUCCGUGAUCGCGAUUGGUCUGAUCGUGGGCGCUCUGUACUCGCCUCAAGUUGUGCAGUCGGAUCACCGUCAUAUUGCUCUUAUAUUUUCGGCGUAUUCUAGCUACAUCAUUAUCACCGGUGUGCUGGUCAUCGCGAGACUGCUCGGCGAGUCCGCCGGCUGGAGGACAUCUAUCGGCUUCUCUAUUCUCGGCGUCAUUAUGUUCACGGCCGCAGCCGGAGUUAUUUUCUAUGACUGGCACAAAUCCUACUACGCUAACCUCCGCCCAAACAAAGAAGCCUACAACCUACUCAUCUCUUCUGGUGUUUUCUCUGUUAUGAACGCCGCCAUUUUUCUCAUUCAUGCCUUUUUCACUUUUAGAAAAGAAGCCGACUAUUAAUUAUAAAUUAUUUUUAACUUUACGUACGAAAUCAAAGAUAGUGUUACAGGUUAUUUUAUUUAUAUAUCAUUUUUACCUAACCGAAAGUAAUAUGAAAUUAUUUGAGAAUUUUGUUUAAAUUAUUAUUCAAAAUUUGAUUAAAUUAUAGGUAGGUAUAAGUGUAAUUUAGAUUAUAGCAUAAAACGUAAGUUUUGUGUAUAGCGUUAAAAAACUGUUGUCCUCUUGCGUAGCUAAAAUGUUUUUUUUAUUAUAAUAGUUUGUCAUUUGUCCGAUGCAGCAGCUAAAUUAAUAUAUUUUUUCGUAUUAAAAACGCAUAAAAUCGUUUGGCCGAGGAAGUGCAAGUAUUUUUUUAACAUACAGAUAUAGUUACGGUAAGAACAUGCUACAUAUUAAAAUAAGAUUUAAUAAAAACCACAUUCAUAGUAAAUAAAUUGCAAGAUUACAGAUAAUCUAUGUUAAUAUUAAUAUAUAAAAUUAAAUUAACAUAAAAAUAUAAUAUUCAUAAGAAAAACUUUACUUUUUAACCAUUUUUGCUGGUUUCUAUGUAUAAAAAACGUUUUGUUUUCCCUUACAGCCUCAAGUGUAUAAAACCCCAUUUAUAAAGCAAAAUUAUUUUACAACUUACGGCUCAUUUUAAGUUUUAUGGUGCCUAAUAAUUAAUUUGUUAUAUUACAUGAUACUGCUAAAAGCCGAAGAAAAGAUGCAACUACUAGUAAAUUUAGGAUACUACAAUCAAGGUGUGGCCGAUUGCAGUUGAUUAAAAUUUGUAAAUUAAAUAAAUGUUCACGGCUUUGGAGGUGACCCAAGGGCCACCCCAGCCGCACCUUAAUUAACUGCCGCUGAAAUUACUUGAUACGUGGCGUACCUAAGUUUAACCACGUGCAAUCGCUGCACUUAUUUUUGUAGCCAGAUAAACCUAGGUGUAAAUGUAUCCGUACUUCAGCUUUUAGCAGAAACAUAAUAUAUAAUUACAUAUUUUUACAUACAUUUCGUAUAUAUAUAAUAUAAAACAUUGUAACGGAGAUCGAUACGUUUCUUGAAUAUAGUAAUCGGGCAUUAUAAAUAUCGCUGUAAAUUUAUCGUAUUACUUAGACAUUCCGUCAAUAUUCAUUUGACAAAAUUAUAAAUUCUAGAGGUGUAAUCAAAGAUACGAAAUAGACCACCGUAAAUAAUUAACCUAUGUUAGUAAGCAUUUGGUUUGUGACGUCUUGUGUAAAUAUCUUCCUAACAUUAUACCCACUUAAAUCUCUAUAAUCCCAUAUAUAAAUCAUUUUUAUUUCAUUUAUUCACUGUUUAAUAACAUUAGUGUUUAAAGUAUUAUUAUUAGUAUUUUCGUAAGUAUUAUUUUAUUUGUUAUAUUUAUUUUUAUAAUAAGAUUUUAAGUUAACGUUUAAUUUUAAGAAUGUUAUGUUUAAAAGGAGAACCAAAGCAGUAAUCAGUAUCCGUCCAAUGGUAGUUAAGUUUACUUCUUUCAAACUUCUGCAGUAUUAUAGUGACUAUAAAUAAGGAAUCAUUUUGUCGUUUAGUUUCAAUUUACAUAAUAUACUUAUUAAGAAUAUAUAUAACUAGACUAAAUGAAGAUCAUUCGAAACAGUCAAAUAAUAUCACUAGAUAAGUAUCAAAGAAUUGGAUGCCUUACUAUUGUUUUGAUUGCUCCUCUAUUAGAAUUGGUCUCAUAUUUGAAAAAAUUUUUAACAUAUUUCUGUUUCUAAGUCUAUAGAGGCUGUUUCUAAACGUUUUUGAAAAUAACAAGUUACUUUUUGAAGAAUAGCCGUACGUCUGUACGCUAGUGACCAAUUCCAAUUUUCGUCUAACAUAACUCGAAUAGAAAGAAUAAUGAUAGUCUCCAAAACAUUUUUAUUCGACGCUUAAUUUCACAAUGAAUACUCUUCAUUACGUUAUUGUUAUAAUCGAUACUGGAGUUUUAUUAAAUCGAUAAUGAGGGCAGACCGAAUCGCACGCGUACCCAUUUUUUGUUAUUAUGAUAAUUUAUCUUUUGUUGUUUAAUAAUAAUAUUGUAGAUAAUAGGGCUGUUUACUCUAUAUUAAUUUCGUAUUUAACAAAAAAAUUAAACAUUGCUAGGAUAUUUAUCAUCAUCGAGCAACGUCAUCAUACACAUAUUUAAUGUUAUCGAUCUAAUUACCUACAUUAAGAUAUUAUUGUUAGUUUUGUAUUAUAUAUAAUAGGUUAAGAAAUAUCAUUAUUUUGAAAAAUUAUUAAGUUACUACAGCUAUUUAUUAAUAUUUAUUGUAAAAGAUGUAUCGAAAAAUUGCGCUAAAAUUAGACUUGCAACGAAUUUUCGGCCUAUUAUUAGGUAUUGGGCCUAUUCGGCUACUUUUCCCUACUCGGUCGAAUACCGAUUGUUACCGUACCGUUGCUGUCAGAUGAUUGGUAAAAUAAAAAUAUUGAUGCAUUUUUAUUAUAAUCAUUAAAGUGGUCACAGGUAAAUAAUCAACUUCAGUAUUAUAAAACAUAAAAAAGACUAUUAGAGAAAUGUCUAUGCACUGAAAAUAUCGUAAUUAAAAUGUAAGAUAAUGGGUGCAGAAAGACUAAUUUUUCUGCAUUUCCCAGCUUCCAAGAAUAGACGCUCUGAAUUAAAAAAAAACAGUACUUUCCGGCCAAAGGCUUUUGCCUAAUUUUCGACUUAUUCGGCCAGGAAGCCCGCAUAGUAUACGGUGUUCUGCGUGUGGUCGAAUAUACUAUUCGUUGCAAGUCUAGCUAAAAUAGUUAUAUUAAUGAUUUUUAACUCUCUUUUCAAUAUGUUAAAAAUUAAAAUCUAAUGCUAAGUGCAUGCGUUUCAAAGAAUAUCGAUUCGAAGAUUUCAUCAUAUUCAACACGCUGGGCAGACGGUGGAAAAAAAAACUUUCCGCCAUUAGUCCACCAACGGAGCCACAGAUAAAGAUAGCAAUUGGAAGAAAAGUUAUUGUAUUUCCAUUUCAAUUCGAUUUCAUUUAUUUAAAUUGAUUUCUAUUUAAAAUUUUAUAAUCCUGAAACAUUAUUGUUGAAAAAACUAUUUUUCUUUUUUUCUGCGUGUCUUACUCUUAUCUAUCAACACUAUAUUAUCAGACCUAUACCAUUAUGCUAAAAGUAGCUUUAAUGUUAUCAAUAGUUAAACUUAUAUAAUUAUAGAAUUGUAAUCCGGCGCUAAUGUUACCUUAUUUUAUGCAAUCAUUUAAAAAUAAAAAGAACCCGCGUCAUUCUUUAAACAGAAAAAGACAUUAUAAUAAAAUUAUGUUUAAUUUGCACACAUAACGCACGUUAAAAUAAGUGUUAUAAAUAUUGAACAUAUAUGGGUUGUGUACAUAGUAUAACGUGUAUUCCUUAUACUUAUAAUUAUAUUAAAAUAAUAUAAAUUU
Parnassius mnemosyne (clouded apollo) is the source of this 4376-nucleotide messenger RNA. The record is from the annotation of a GenBank genome assembly. NCBI's taxonomy places the organism in Eukaryota, Metazoa, Arthropoda, Insecta, Lepidoptera, Papilionidae.